CACUAGGAGAGGCGCCCGGCAGCCCCGUCUGCCGAGCGCGGCGCUUCCGCUGCGCUGACCUUCGGCGGCGGCGGGCGUAAAGAUGUCGGCACCAACAAUGGAGGAGAGAAAGGCCUGCUGGGGAGCUCGGGAUGAGUUCUGGGAGUGCUUAGAUAAAAACAGCAAAGACGAAUCCAAAUGUCAGAAGUUACGGUUAUCUUUUGAAUCUAGAUGUCCACAGCAAUGGGUUAAAUACUUUGACAAAAGAAGAGACUACUUAAAGUACAAAAAAAAGCUUGAAAUGGAAGGAUAUGUUUCACCAGAAACAACUGGCAAGUCAUAGUUACUCUGCUUUCACAAUACAUCCAGUGAGAGUAACUUUAAGGAAAGGAAAAGCAUGACAAAGUGACAGAAUCUGCUUGAGCUAAAGAACUGAUAACCUGACAUGUCUAAAAAUGCAGGCUGCUGCUCUUGUUGCAAAGUCCCAUGUGUCUGCUGAAAGAAGAUGGUCAUAGAUGGCUUUUUCAUGAAGAAUGAGUCAAAGAAACAGAGCUGUUCACAAACCCAUGUGUUUGAAUGCAAAAUUACAAUCAAAAACUUUCACGAGAAUUAAUGAAUGAUUAUAUAAUGUAAUGAACAUAUUCAAAGAGUAAUAAAAGCAUUUUUCAGUAAGUGAGCUAGCUGUCCUAAACAGAAAUGCCCAUCUAGCCCUUGUGAGAAGGGGUGGCACUGUAAUUUGUACUGAUCAUUUGCCAAAUCUUUGAAAAUAUUUUAAAAUACAGUUUAAUUCAGAUGUUAACUUCACCAUAAAGAGCAGAUAAAACAAGACCUAACAAAUCCUAUGUGUACAACAGACUUAAGUUACAUAUUUUGAAUACACUGAGCUAUAAAAUCUAUUUUUUAUAUUAAUCAUACAGGUCAGUUUUGAAUAAAUAUUUGUAUUAGCACUAGGGUAAUACUUACCAUUAUUUUCACAUUAUGGUCUUUUGGUCUAAUUUAGUAUUCAUCCUCUUGAAGAAACUCCACUAAAAAUAUAGAUUGAUAUUUACAGCAGGAUUACAGCAGAUGCUGGAGGUAUUUAAUACGUUCCCUAAACUACAGAAACUCUUGAUUGUGGUUAUCUGAAGAUACCAAUUUCAAGCACAGUUGCCACAACCAAAGUAAGCACAGUUAAAAUCCUGUAUUUUGAAGUAAAUUGAACUGAGGUGUACUAUGCUGAUGUUCUAACAGCAAUAAAUCACACACCACAUACAAUAUAAAUAUUAUUUAUUACCAAUGUAACAGUUAUAUUUGAUGAGGUAAAGCAUUAAGGCAUUUAAAAAUCAAUCUGAACUACAGAGUAAAACAUGCAGAAGUUCAGUAUCCUCAUUCACCCUGAGUCAUAUCUAUUCAAUAUUUCAUACUAUAGCACCGUAAGAACCCCUCAGCUGUACUAGAAGGCACAAAACUCUUGGCAGUUAUUUUUGUUGUUUUUGUUUUAUCACUUGUUGCCUUGUGUACUCCCAGAUCAGCAGAGCUCCACUUACAUGAACAUUGAGUGAUCGAAUAAUACCCUGUUGAGGAAUUUCCACACAGACAUCCAGGUGAUGAAUCAAGUUUGCUGGAAUUCCUUCAUGUUCAUUUCUAAUAAAGGAGAAACAGUAACUUAA
This is a messenger RNA of Rhea pennata, 1628 nucleotides long. Its product is annotated as cytochrome c oxidase assembly factor 6 homolog. Gene Ontology annotation, biological process: respiratory chain complex IV assembly; mitochondrial ATP synthesis coupled electron transport. The record is from RefSeq and is a predicted model, not a curated record. The transcript is spliced from 3 exons. Gene Ontology annotation, cellular component: respiratory chain complex IV; mitochondrion. The coding region runs from base 83 to 322 and encodes 79 amino acids. Lineage: Eukaryota; Metazoa; Chordata; Aves; Rheiformes; Rheidae.